Molecule: messenger RNA, 2496 nt
Organism: Penicillium maclennaniae
Lineage: Eukaryota; Fungi; Ascomycota; Eurotiomycetes; Eurotiales; Aspergillaceae
Product: FTFMHR domain-containing protein
Exons: 7
Coding region: 1-2496 (831 amino acids)
Biological process (GO): regulation of transcription by RNA polymerase II; DNA-templated transcription
Cellular component (GO): chromatin
Molecular function (GO): RNA polymerase II cis-regulatory region sequence-specific DNA binding; DNA-binding transcription factor activity, RNA polymerase II-specific; zinc ion binding
Source: RefSeq, a predicted model, not a curated record
AUGGUCCUUCGAAAGUGCACCAUCUGUGACCGCCGGUUCAAGAAGACGGAGCAUUUCAAGCGUCAUGAACGGUCUCACACCAAAGAGCGCCCCUACGAAUGCAAUGUGUGUCACAAAAGCUUUUCGAGGAGUGAUGUUCUGAGUCGGCACGCCAAAGGCCACAAUCAAGCCGCGACAACUGCAGGGGUGGCGAAAGCUUCGACGGCAGAGAAAGCGCAAACUCGCCGCCCCUCCGCGAUAAUCGGCGCAUCACCAAUGCUGGGCGGGCCUGAAAAUGGGACACCUUUUCUGCCCAGCAUCGGCACGGAUCCGCAGCAAAUCUCCAAUCUUCAAACACCGCGCGAAAUGACGCUCUCAGCUACCGGGAUUCCCCUUUCGAGUCUAGACUUCCUUGCGGAUAUCUCAGCGCACCAUGGUCGAAUAGAACCGGACAUCAAUUCGAUGCUUAUGGACGAUCAACAACAGUAUUUCAGCUGGAAUGAACCAACUCCCAUCGAUCACACUCAACGGAAUGGCAUGGGAUUUGAAAGUGUUCCAAAUGAUAUGCUACAAUUAUGGCUCGAGCCUCGCACGGACACCGGAUCCAAUCAUGGCUCGCUCGAUAUGUUGCGUGACACUCAUUUCCCUUUGAUGAGCGAGAGUAAUGUGGUGGUUGCACCAGAUCAGCCAAAACGCCAUUCCGUCGAUGGGAACUCUGGUGGUGACAACAUUCCCAUUGAGCGUUUCACCAAGGUCCAGCGGUUCUGGCUUGCUCCGCCAAAUCACACGGGUCGUCUCAUGAAUAGCCUGUGGCGUGACAUUGUCCACGCGGACGUUGACAAUAUCUUCUCCCUUUAUCCCCUUAAAACCUCACCCGACAGCGGUCAGCUUCAGGGGUCACGGUGUGGUGUGGACGAGGACUGCAGACGACGGCUUCAAGCUGCGUUUGGUCAGACAUACGCAUAUUCGCAGAUGCAGUCGCCGAGAAACGGCGUUGCGUCUCCUACUCCCACUGGCUCAGCUUCCACACCUUUCCCAGGCUUUCCUCCGGCAGAGAUCUUAGAUAUGGCGUUGGAUCUUUACUUUCGCACUUUCCAUCCUCUCGUUCCAUUCGUCCACCUCCCGACCUUCUCUGCCAAGAAGACCCGCCUACCACUACUCUACGUAAUGUCUCUUAUUGGGAUGAUGUUGCUGGGCACUAAAGGCACUGCCAGCUUCGUGUCAAGGAAUUUUACAUUCGUCCUAGAAAAGAUAACCGCUGAUCUGGCAAGGUGCACUAUGGGGGUGGAAUCCCCAGCGAGUGCCAUGUCAAUCUUUGCAACAGCUUUCUUGUUUCUAAAUCUAGCGGUUCUGACAGAGGAGAAAGCCCAUCUGGAACAAUGUCAGAUGCUAUACGUCAACCUCAUGUCUAUCACUCAACGACAUGGGCUAUUUGCAGCGACCGAGGGCCAAAUACUCGACAUGAGUCUAUUCGAGGCAGUGCCCGACAUCGACAUGAGAUGGAAGGCAUGGAGCAAAGUGGAAUCCGCAAAACGAGUGAUCAUCGGCCUCCUCCUCGUGGACUCCUGGUAUUCCUCGCUUCUUUCAACGAGUCCGGUCAUUGUCCCAGAGUCCGUCCAAAUCAUUAUGCCCUGCAGCGAAGCCCUCUUUCGCGCCCACUCAUCGAUGCGAUGGACGCAGCUUAUUCGUAGCGGCAAGCGGAUCUUGAUACCAACGGUGCUGGCACCGUCUGAGAACAUCAACAUCCCGGCACUUGAUGGGCCCAUGGAUGAAUUCUGCAUCCAAGCAGUACUGGCGAUGGUUCAACUCCGCCAGUCAGAGGCCUACCACCGCCUCCUUUCAAAUCGUGCAGGGUAUCCCUUCGCACCCUGUCAUACCUACGCAAUGGAUGGUCGCGCGAGAUGCCUUCCAUCACUCCAAUCGCAGAUCAUAUCCAGCUAUGGUGAAACGAUGGACCGGCUUAACCCUAAUGCUCUCAUCAUGUGGCACCACAUGUGUAUGAUGCUUACAGCCGACAUCCAGAUCUUCGACUUCGCAGCAGGCCGCGCUGCUCGACGUGCCUGUCUUCAUGCAGCGCACAUCUAUAAAGCGAUGACCAAUCGCAAAGCUUCUGACCAUCCCACCUUCCACUCCGUUUUCUCCCUCUUCUCCGCGGCCCUGGUUCUGGGUCUUUACACCUUCAUGGUACCCAACUCGGCCGGCACGCCUUCCAGUGUCGGCUCGAUCGAACUCUUGGAUGAGAUCGAUUGGCAGCAGGUUGGCACUGAAGGUUUCACGAGCUUCAUGGAGCCAAGAGGCAGCCAAUCAUUUUCCCCAACUGAUGACCCGGCCUCGAACUUCAUUCGCAAUGGCGCCACGAUUUACCUGCGCGGUGUACCUUUCCAGGGCGGAUACCAGUCCGCCAGGCGGAUCCUGCUGGACUACGCUAAUCUGCUCAAGGAUUCUGGAAAGUGGAGCGUCAAGAAGUUUUCAUACGUGCUGCACAUCAUGAGUGAUGUGCUGAUGGACGUGGAGUAA